GUAUUAUCAGUGUACUGGUGCUAGAGCAGAGCAGCUCCUCCUCUACCUCCUUAUUUAAUGCACAGUCAUUACUGCAUGCUAGCUUUCAGAUCUGCAGGCUGAGACCAGGAAUCAUGGAGAUGUGACCAAUCACCAGACGUCUUUAUCUUACCCAGUUCUGCUCCGCCUAAUCCUGAAAUUUUUUUUUGUCUUUAACUAUUUUUUUCCUGAGUCAGUUUAAGGAUAUGCACAAUCUGCUCGGAAUAUUUUUCUCUGCUGAAGUCGGAACCUGAAUGGCUUUUUGUGCGUCUACACAGAGAUCUCACCUCAGGAUUUGUUAUUGAGAGCAGGGUUUGUGAUUAAAGGCUCACACAGGACGACAGGUUGUUGUGCAACAUCACCACUGCUUCUUCUUUUUUAAUGCUGGGAUUUUUUUUCUCCUUUUUGUACACAUCUUGCAGUUGUGAACAUGCACACAUAUCCCUGCCAGCUGCAGCAGUGCAGUCUGGCUUCAAUAUGCAUGCAUCUGUGGGUAACCGCUGCCUUAAGGACAGGCUUAAAGGCUUCUCCUAUAGAAAAGAUGCUGAUUUAAGGCGAAUGGCAGUCUAGCUUUGUUUUCUUAGCAAGUAAGUAGACAAGGCUGUAGAGGAUUGAAAUUAACUUUACAGAUGGGAUGUGUGGACCUGAACCUGACCCUUACUUCCUCUUUUAUCCAAUCCCAACAUGAACUCCUCCUCUAAUUCAAACCAGGGCAGUUCUCCUUUGUUCUGUCUGAUGGGUUAUUCUCACAGCCUGGAUACCUGCAUACUGGAGGUGGCCAUCAUUCUCUUCCUAGCUGUGCUGAUCAUCACUGGAAAUCUAGUGGUGAUCUUUGUCUUCCACUGUGCUCCGCUGCUGCACCACCAUAGCACCAGCCACUUCAUUCAGACCAUGGCGUAUGCCGAUCUGCUGGUGGGCAUCAGCUGCUUGGUUCCUGCACUGUCACUCCUUCACUACCUCCAAGACCUGAAUGAGGAGCUUGCCUGCAAAGGCUUUGGCUAUAUUGUUUCUGUGCUAAAGGGCGUCUCAAUGGCCUCACUAGCUUGUAUUAGUGUGGACCGCUACAUUGCCAUCACCCGGCCGCUGUCCUACAGCACUUUGGUGACACCAUGUCGGUUGAGGUUUUGCAUCAUCCUGAUUUGGAUUUAUUCCACCCUAAUAUUUUUGCCUUGUUUUUUUGGCUGGGGGAAGCCAGGAUACCAUGGGGACAUAUUUCAGUGGUGCUCAGACUCUUGGAAGACAAACCCAACAUUCAGCACGUUCAUCGUGGCGCUGCUCUAUGCCCCGGCAGCGUUCACUGUCUGCUUCACCUAUGGAAGCAUCUUCCGGAUCUGCCGUCAGCACACCAGGGAAAUCAACCAACAGCACGCACGCUUCAGAUCGCAGACACAGACUAUUAGGGACGCGAGGUGCGAGGGCUGCCCAGAGAAACGCUACGCCAUGGUCCUCUUCCGAAUCACCAGUGUCUUCUACGUGCUGUGGAUGCCAUACAUCCUCUACUUCCUCCUUGAGAGUGGGGGUUUGUAUCACCACACGGUAGCAUCCUUUCUCACCACCUGGCUGGCAAUUAGCAACAGUUUCUGUAACUGUCUUAUCUACAGUCUCUCCAACAGUGUCUUCCGUAAAGGCCUUGGCAAUCUCCUAAACCCACUGCUUCCGUCCUGUGUCGGCUGCGAAGACACCAAAAAUGCUCCGCCUCCGAGCAGUCUGCAACCAGAUGCUCGAUACAACGUCUGAGACCCUUAAGCCACAGAUUUGAUUUCCAAACCAUAUAUCUACAGCAUGAUGCUGUUUUUUUUUGGUCCUUAAUUCAAAUGCAUUGAGGACCAGUUGAAGGGUGCCUGUGCAAGCACAUGUUGGUCUUUUUUUUCUAAAUCAGAGGAAGAUUAAAAAAUGAGUUUGCAAAGUUUCUGCUGAGUGGUUAUUAAACGUGUGAUGUUACUUCAUUGCUACCAGCUGCAGAGUUGGAUUCACAAAGCUGAGGAAGAGACCAGACUGAACAACUAUUUUAUGUGUGCAUGUAGAGAAUAAAGUACACCCCAGCUAUACUUAAGAAAUCUAAAGACCUAAGCAUACUGCAACCUGUUUAAUCCAAUUUAACAUAUUCCAAAAAUCCAAAGUUUACUCCCAAACUUUUAUAUCCAUGUCACAGGAUAGAGGUGUUAGCUCCUGAUAAGAAAACAGAUGAAAAGGUUGGUUGUUCACCUUCAUAUGAAGCAAUGAUCUGCCUGACUGAGGUCAAACUGAACAGAACAUCUGUGAGAAAAUAGAGGGGAGUCUGCAGCAGCUCACGUGGUUCUGCAUGUUUCCUUAAUCUAGUGUUUAAAAAAAAAAAAAAGAUAUUGAUUUAUAAGUUAGCAUUACCGUUUGUGUUCAACGCCCAACAAGGA
Molecule: messenger RNA, 2408 nt
Organism: Cyprinodon tularosa
Lineage: Eukaryota; Metazoa; Chordata; Actinopteri; Cyprinodontiformes; Cyprinodontidae
Product: probable G-protein coupled receptor 21
Exons: 1
Coding region: 703-1755 (350 amino acids)
Biological process (GO): G protein-coupled receptor signaling pathway
Cellular component (GO): membrane
Molecular function (GO): G protein-coupled receptor activity
Source: RefSeq, a predicted model, not a curated record